Schistocerca gregaria is the source of this 2852-nucleotide messenger RNA. Its product is annotated as ribonuclease H1-like. The coding region runs from base 807 to 2222 and encodes 471 amino acids. NCBI's taxonomy places the organism in Eukaryota, Metazoa, Arthropoda, Insecta, Orthoptera, Acrididae. The record is from RefSeq and is a predicted model, not a curated record. The transcript is spliced from 7 exons. Gene Ontology annotation, molecular function: nucleic acid binding; RNA-DNA hybrid ribonuclease activity. Gene Ontology annotation, biological process: DNA replication, removal of RNA primer.
UGGCGGUGCCGUGGCCUAAGUCGAACCUCUCUAAUGGCAGAUCAGGGACGAAAAACGCUUCAACGUCACCAAACAUUUGCCAAAGUAACGAAGAGGUUUUUCCCCUUAAUGAGAGGGGAAUAUAUUCCAGUCAGCUAACAACACAGUUAACUAAAGUGCCUCAAAGAUCGUCUACAUAAUAACAUGUCGCUUACCUGUGUAAUUUUAUAAACUAAUAAAUUAUGAAUUAAUUGUUAUAUCUCGUGGUGAGAUUAUUUAUUAGCUUGCAUUCUCAUUUAACCUCAAGGUAUAAUGUGCUUUUGCGAAUCCUUGGUACUUCCAAGAGGGAAAUAAAAUUAUAUCAUAGUUGUUAAUCGUUAUUAAGCAUAUUCGCAUUCCAGUACGUCUCAUUAUUAUCAUCGCUCCGCCGCCCCCUCCACCCGUCUGGCCCAAACAACCGAGACGAGUGAUGUGUCCAGAUUACUUUGGGUCUAGAAAAUACGGCCACCGUAACACUUUAUUUGUUUCAUUCAAAAUUUAUAAAUUAGCAAAUGUCUGCUAAAUUCACAGUCAUUUAAUAAGUCUUAUUUUUGGUUUUAUAUAAUUUUUAAUGUUUCAUAAAUGUACGGGAUCUGAAAGCCAAAGUAUGAGAUUUUUAGUUGUUUAUGUACUAGGAAAAAAUUUCUGGGGUUGGCAGCCGUGCUGCGUAAGGUACACACACAUAUAGUUUAAUGUUUAUUAUUGCGAAUGGAAGUUGUUUCUGCUAGGAAUUCAAGUGACGGUUUUUGUACGGAGAUGUGUCUUCUGGGAAAGUGUUGUGAAUUUAAAUGAUUAAAUUAACUAGUUUUGUUGAGAAAUUUUGGAAGAAUAUGAGUUAUUACGCUGUUGCGAAGGGCAGAUAUCCUGGAGUUUAUUCUUCGUGGUCAGACUGCAAGAAGCAGGUAGAUCAGUUUCCUGGAGCAAAAUACAGGAAAUUUUCCACUGAAGUUGAAGCAAGAAAUUUUGUAAGCCAGUUUUGCACAAAUUCAUCUCACCCAACAACAAUCAAAAGAGAGAUUCUAAGUAGAAGUCCUUAUACGACUGAUGAGAUAGCUAAUAUAUAUGUAGAGGCUAUUUCAAAUGCUGUGAAACAUCGAGCAGACAGUGGCGUAGCUGCUGACCAACACAAUAAUGAAGAGAAGGCAACAGUGUCAGAUAUUUACAAGCGACUGUCACAACUGGAAGAGAAACAGGAUGAAAUAACAAAAAGAAUACGGGAGGAGCUAGAUGAAUUGAGAGAGAAUUUUCAAGCUCUUGAUUCAAGGCUUUCUAAAAUGGAAUCAAAAAUUUUUGAUAAAUCUGACGUGGAUCAUGUUGUAAUAAAAUCAAGACUUGAUGAUAUAAAUAAAGUGGAGAAAAUAUUCGAAGAGGAGUUUGGUCUCCUCAGAGAAAAAAUAAUCAAUUUGAAAGCACAGAAAACUGAGUUAGUUCCGAAAGACAAUGGUACUGAAUCUCGUAGACAACUUCUAAAAGAAAUAUUGUAUGAAGAAACUAAGCCAAAAGUUCUUGGAAACAGGCCAUCUGGUAGCAAAUCUGCUUCAGUCAGCAGUUCCAUUGGAGGAGCAAAACGAAAAUAUAGUACACAGAGCACAGAGGUUAACUCUGUGAAACAGCCAAAACUAGACUCCAGUGAGGACCAAAAAGUUGCCAGUGUGUCAACAUUAAAUUCCAGAGGCAACUUAUCGUCAAAUUCUGCUUUCAUUGUCAACAGUGAAGGCUACGUGGAAGUCUACACUGACGGGGCUUGUGAAAAGAAUGGAAAAAAAGGUGCUAAAGCAGGCAUUGGGGUGUGGUUUGGUGACAGUCACCCCUUAAAUAUAUCUGAACCUGUUGUGGGGAGACCAACUAAUAACACAGCAGAAAUUCAGGCUGCAACCUAUGCUGUGGAAACAGCAAAAAAAGCUGGAGUCAAAAAAUUACUUGUCCACACAGACUCAAAUUUCUUGAUUAGUUGUAUUACACAAUGGAUAAAAAAAUGGAAGAAAAAUGAUUGGCGUGUUCAAGGAGGAGAACCUGUUAAAAACAAAGAUGACCUUAUUGUUUUGGAUAACAAACUGCAAGGCAUUGAUGUGAAAUGGAACCAUGUACGAGGACAUUGUGGUCUUCAUGGAAAUGAGAUGGCAGAUCGUCUAGCUCGAGAAGGUGCAAAACGAUAUGUACAAUUUGCAUAUGAUGAAGAUUUUGAUGAUCUCUCACAACUGUAAAUGAUAAUGUACAGAAUUACAUUUUGGAAGUCGCUUAUUACAGCCAUUUUCUUUAUGACAUUGUGAGAAGAAAAAAUGGAUGACAGUUUGAAAUGGAAACAUGAAAUUAUUUGCCGUUAAUGAGAAAUUAUCAUAGAACUGUGUGCUUUGGUUUUUAGCAUGUGACUGAUGAGUUAUAGCUAGAGAACAAUGAUAAGUCUUUUGCCAUAAACAUAUUUUUGUAUUUUUAUUUUAUAUGCUGUUAUAUUAUUUUCUGUUUUUCUAUGGCUCACAUUUGUUGUUGUUGCCCAGAAUGUGACAUGCUGAAGAGUCAUGUUUGUGAGUAAGAGGAAGAAUGAGUCUGACAUGCGAGUGAAGGGAAAAAAGCAUAGAUUUUAAUAUUUAUCAGUAAUGGAACUGAUUUAUGUACACACAUUGUACUUAAACAAGCAUUUUAUUCAUUGUCAGAUACUGUGUUUUACAAUUACUGACUGUAUUGUAUUUAGAAUCUAAAAAACAACAUUUAUAUUGAGAAUUACUUUUCAUCGGUUUUUGGCCAGUUACUUUGCAUUGUAAGAUUGAAAAACCCAAGGCACUUUAUUACCUUUUGUUGUAUUUAUUCAUGGAAAAUAAAUGACAAAUGUUUUUGAA